UUCCCAGCCCAGCCCAGCCCAACCGAACCACAAAGAGAAGGCCUCGAAUGCACAGGCCGGUCCAUUACCACCCGGUGGCGCUGGCUCGACCGACCCGCGCCGGCGAUGGACAGGCACGUCCGGCGGCUGCUGAACCGCGUGGCGAUCGCCCUGGCGGCCGUGGCCACCGCCGCCCUGCUGCACCUGUUCCGCCACCCGUCCACCUCCUGCUUCGGCGGCUCGCUCGCCCGUUCCUCCCUCUCGCUGUCGAUGGCGCCCUUGCCCCGCACCUCCUGCGACGCCGCGUCCCGCCGCGUGGUCGACCCCGACCUCCGCCUGGCCAAGCUCCGGUCCUCCCCGCGCUGGCGGCGGCACAGCGCGGCCCUCUCCGCGUCGGUCAUCGAUCCGCUCCGUCGGCUGCGCCUCCUCCGCGGCUCCUCGCGCGUCCUCUGCCUCGCCGCCGGCGCGGGGCAGGCGGUCGACGCGCUCCGCGUGGCCGGCGUGGGGGACGUCACAGGCGUUGAUCUCGUCGACUUCCCUCCCCUCGUGCGCCGUGCGGACCCGCACAACCUCCCGUUCUUCGAUGACGCCUUCGACCUCUCGCUCUCCAGCGACCCGGCGGCGCUCACCGGCGCGCUCUUCCCGUCCAGGUUCGCGUCCGAGAUCGAGCGCACCGUCCGCCGUGGCGGCGCGAUCGCCAUCGCCGUAGACCGGCACGUCGACCUCUCCGUCAUCGCCUCCCUCUUCAGAAAGUCACGCCUCGUCGAUGUGAGGAAUGCUACCUUGGAUGGCUCCGCGGCCAGCAUAGUUGUCCUCAGCACCAACGCGGAGCGCCAUUGAUUCCGUUUGUUUCUUUUGCACAUAGGAUUGCUUGGUGAACUUUUGGUUGAGAUGCUUGAGUGACUCUUUCUGGAACCUGGAAGUGAUGCUCGAGUAUUCAGUAGUGGACGUGUAAGUACGACGAAGGAAUGGAGAAAAAAAAUGAAACUGCAUAUGGACAUUG
Triticum urartu is the source of this 982-nucleotide messenger RNA. RefSeq lists its product as uncharacterized. The record is from RefSeq and is a predicted model, not a curated record. Gene Ontology annotation, molecular function: S-adenosylmethionine-dependent methyltransferase activity. Lineage: Eukaryota; Viridiplantae; Streptophyta; Magnoliopsida; Poales; Poaceae.